This is a messenger RNA of Linum trigynum, 678 nucleotides long. NCBI's taxonomy places the organism in Eukaryota, Viridiplantae, Streptophyta, Magnoliopsida, Malpighiales, Linaceae. The record is from the annotation of a GenBank genome assembly.
AUGGCUCCGUGGAAAGCCAAGUGCCUCUCCUUUAUGGCAAGACUCACCUUAACCAAGUCUGUCGCUGCCUCCCUGCCUGUGUAUAACAUGCAGACUGAGAUGAUCCCCAACAAAGUCGGCAAGAACAUUGACAAGAUGAACAGGGACUUCAUUUGGGGCGAUGAGCCGGACAAGAGCAAGAUGCACCUGGUGGCGUGGGAGAAGAUGACAACUCCGAAAUGUCAAGGUGGAGUGGGCCUCAGACCAACGAGGCUACCUAACCUUGCCAUGUUAGCUAAAGGGGGUUGGCGCCUAAUGCAGGAGAAAGAUACGCUAUGGACACAAGUUAUGCAGGCGAAAUACGGAAGACAAAGACAAGGCCUCAGUCUUCUCUGUCCUGUUCAGGGAAGUUCCUUCACCUGGACCAGUUUCUCUAAAGCUAUCCCCAUCCUUGAAAAUCGGUGUGUGUGGAAUAUUAAAAAUGGUCGAAGCACUAAAUUUUGGAAUGAUCCUUGGGUUUUGCAGGUCCCUUUACGAGAUAUGGCUCUAGACGAAAUCCUGAUGGAGCUGGAGGAGGCUACAGUGGCCGAUUUUGCUCAUGAGGAUGGAAGCUGGCGUACAGAGCUCUUUAGCGACCUCUGUCAAGGACCAACUCUUGGCCGUGCGGCACUUAGCACUCAAGUCUCGUUAGAGCACUAA